Messenger RNA from Quercus lobata, 528 nucleotides. RefSeq lists its product as uncharacterized. The transcript has a single exon. Bases 1 to 528 code for a protein of 175 amino acids. The record is from RefSeq and is a predicted model, not a curated record. NCBI's taxonomy places the organism in Eukaryota, Viridiplantae, Streptophyta, Magnoliopsida, Fagales, Fagaceae.
AUGGAUGAAGUUCUCAAAGAAUGGAAGAAACUAUCCCUAACGAAUGAAGAUGGUGAAAGAGUCAGAUUAACAAAGUCUCAUUUCUCCACAGAUGAAAAGCAUAUACUAGCAGUGAGGUUUAUGACUAGAAGCGCUCUUAAUGUGGAGGCAGUGGUUAGAACUUUCAAACCGCUUUGGAGGGCUCGAAAGGAAUUCGUAAUAAGAGAAGCUGGAGAUCACAUGCUAUUGUUUGUCUUUAGAUCAGAUACAGAUGCAGAACGAGUCCUUGCGAAUGAACCUUGGUCUUUUGACAAGCAUGUGGUCCUUUUUCGACGUUACAAUUUCUCCAUCCAAACAAAAAAUCUCAAAUUCUUUACCAUGAAGUUCUGGAUAAAAAUGCAUGGUUUACCAAUGAGUAUGCUCAACACUAUUACAGCUAUGGAGUUAGAAGGAACAAUUGGUAAUUAUGAUGCCGUAAAUAUCACCAAUAAGCUACAUGAUCCUCGCACGCUCGUAACGAUAUCUGCACAGAAAAGAGAGAAGACCUAA